CUGAAGGACAUCUUCAACUUUGACGAAGCCGAGAAGGUUGUCGCAAAGUAUCCCUGCUGGUACCUCCAAAGCGUCCUCCUGCAAGGCUAUAUCUACAUCACACAACGUCACAUCUGCUUCUACGCCUACCUACAGAAGAAGACUGGUGUCACCAUCAAGUCUGGCUACCUUACCAAGCGUGGUCAACGCAACCCACGUUACAAGAAAUACUGGUUCGUGCUCAAAGGCGAUGUCUUGUCCUACUACAAGGAUCCUUCGACUCCCUUCUCUCCGCGAGAUGUUAUAGAUUUGCGAUACGGAGUCUCGGCAGAUAUCACACCGACGCAAGCACAGGAUAAGGAAAUCGCUUCUUUCUCUGUCGUCACAGAUGCCAAAACAUACCACUUCAAAGCAGAGACUGCCUCGAGCGCAACAGAAUGGGUCAAACAGAUACAGAAGGUCAUCUUCCGCUCACGCAACAAUAGUGACAGCGUCAAAAUCUGCUUACCAGUCGAUAACGUUGUUGACAUUGAAGAAAGCAACUUCCCAGACUUCGCCGACACUAUCAAGAUUCGAGUUAUUGACAACGACGAGACUUUUGCUGUCGAUGAGUACUUUUUCUCUUUCUUCGGCUUUGGUGAGGAGGCGCUUCGUGUGCUACGAAGCUUGACCCAGGAGACAAGCGCGCAACGAAAUGUCACGGCCACUCUGUCCCCAGCCUCUGGUCUUACUUCUAGAAGUGCUCGGUCAAGUAGCGAGUUGGAACGUUCUACCCUCGAUCUCACACACGAAAGAGAAGAGAGCACUUCCAGCCCAAUCACAAAAUGGCGAAGUGGUCAGAAGCAAAAGCAGUGGGAUCAAUUUCCACGAGAUGCUUCGGAGUCAAAUGUGUCCUCCUCCGAUCAGGGAAAUGACAGCGAGAUGUCAGAAUCGGCAACUGGCACGGAUGCUUCGGGUAGCCACAUACUGAGUGGAAGCGUCAUGUUCCAUAAGCCAACCAUCGGGAAGCAUCACGCUGACAACGUUGCAUCGCAUAACGCAAACACGCAGACGGAUGUACCGUUUGCUCCAGCUAAGAGAGCUGGAAAAGAACCUGGAGCCAACACUCUGACAAAGAACUCACCAGACACACAAGCGCAAGACAUGCAACAAUCAGAUUCUUCAACACUGGGAGGACUGAUGAAGGUCGGCGCUGUCCCUAUUCAGCGUGCCUCGGGCUUCCUGUACAACUCUGGUAAGCGUGUCAGUGGUCUGUUUGGAGGCACGCCCUCAGAGUACUAUGACAAGUUUUCCGGCAUGAUCGCUGGUGGUAAAAAGCACUACGCCGAAGCAGACGAACUGCAGCCUGGAGAAGAGGUGCAGGAUUCUGAAGAUGAGAUGACUGUUCGCGAGGCUGAAAAGAGCUUCCGAAGCCAUUUUGCUCUGCCAGAUUCCGAGAAGCUUGUAGCAACAUUCUUUGGUUUCUUCCACCGAGUGUUGCCCCUGUACGGCAAGUUAUACGUUGGAAGCACUAGGCUAUGCUUUCGUAGCUUCAUGCCUGGAAACUGGACAAAGCUUGUUGUUCCGUUCAAGGAUAUUAUGGACGUUGACAAGGAAAGAGGCUUUCGCUUCGGGUACUCGGGCAUGGUUAUUGUAAUCCGAGGGCACGAGGAAAUCUUCUUCGAGUUUGGCUCGCAAGACCUACGCGACGACUGCACAGUCACUCUCUUACGUUCUCUUGACUCGAUGGAGCCGUUUCAGGAAUCCGUCCUGCUCACAGAGGAAGAGAAAAAGGAUGCCGAGGCAGCAGCAGCAGAGAACCUCCUGUUGCAAGAAGCUCGCCAGGGUGAUCGUGGUGAUCACGACUCGUCAGCCGUUUCCUUUGACGAUCCAGCAGCCUCGGUCCUCGAUUUCAAGCCUGAGGAGUCUUUGCGCAUCACUUGUCUGACCAUUGGGUCUCGCGGAGACGUACAGCCAUAUAUAGCCUUGUGCAAGGGCUUGCUUGCCGAAGGGCACAGACCAAAGAUUGCCUCUCAUGCUGAAUUUGGUGAUUGGGUACGAAGUCACGGAAUUGAUUUCGCACCGGUCGAAGGUAACCCGGCAGAGUUGAUGGCACUUUGCGUUGACCACGGCAUGUUUACGCCCUCUUUCCUUUAUGAGACAAACCAGAAGUUUUGGCCUUUCGUCAAAGGUCUCCUCAAGACAGCCUGGGCCGCGUGCCAGGAUUCGGAUCUAUUGAUUGAGAGCCCUUCCGCCAUGGCUGGAAUUCAUAUUGCGGAAGCUCUUGGUAUUCCCUACUUCAGAGCCUUCACUAUGCCCUGGACCAGGACACGUGCCUAUCCUCAUGCUUUUGGUAUGCAGAAUAGCAGGAUGGGCGGUGCGUACAACUACAUGACAUAUGUCAUCUUCGAGAACAUAUUCUGGAAAGCCACAUCGAGUACGAUUAACAGAUGGCGCAAGGAAGACCUAGGUCUAAAGGCCACCAGCAUGGAGAAGAUGCAGCAGGACAAGGUGCCGUUCUUCUACAAUUUCUCGCCCAGCGUGGUUGUUCCACCUCUCGACUUUGGCGAGUGGAUCCGAGUGACCGGAUAUUGGUUCCUUGAUGAAGCAGACAAUUUCACUCCUCAGAAGGAGCUUCUCGACUUUAUCAAGAAGGCACGCACAGAUAAGGCGAAGCUUGUUUACAUCGGCUUUGGCUCGGUGGUCGUUCCUGACCCAAAGAAGCUUACUCUGGAUAUCAUCGCUGCUGUUAAGAAAGCCGAUGUUCGCUGCAUCCUUUCCAAGGGCUGGUCUGACCGUAUGGAUAAGAAGGAUGCCAAAGCACUCGAGGUGCCUUUACCAGACUUCAUGUUCCAAAUUGCGUCUGCUCCGCACGAUUGGCUGUUCCGACAAGUCGAUGCUGCUGUUCAUCAUGGCGGAGCAGGUACCACAGGCGCCAGUCUCCGCGCUGGCAUACCAACCAUCAUCAAGCCCUUCUUUGGUGAUCAGUUCUUCUUUGGCAGCAAAGUCCAAGACCUCGGAGUUGGACAAAAGGUCCUGACCGUCACCGAGAACGCGUUGGGUAAAGCGAUAUGGAUCGCGACGCACGACUCACGCAUGAUUGAGAAGGCCAGGGUUCUGGGAGAGCAGAUUCGAUCCCAAGACGGAGUCGGCACGGCCAUCAAGGCCAUCUACCGCGACAUGGAGUACGCAAAGACACUGGUCCAACAACGUGUGGCCAGAGCAGCGCAAGCUGAUACGGAUGCCGAAGACGAGGAAGAAGUGGAGGUCGAAGACAGCUGGACAUUGGUGGAGAAUGACUCUGAUCCAGACGCGACG
Messenger RNA from Aureobasidium namibiae CBS 147.97, 3276 nucleotides. Its product is annotated as UDP-Glycosyltransferase/glycogen phosphorylase. Gene Ontology annotation, biological process: carbohydrate metabolic process. The annotation marks the transcript as partial. Lineage: Eukaryota; Fungi; Ascomycota; Dothideomycetes; Dothideales; Saccotheciaceae. The transcript has 6 exons. The record is from RefSeq and is a predicted model, not a curated record. Gene Ontology annotation, molecular function: UDP-glycosyltransferase activity; hexosyltransferase activity.